AUGUCUUACAGAUCCACUCGCUCCUCCGAGCAACAAAGUGUAUCCUUUGAGGAGGCCAUCAUUACUGGCUUAGCAACUGAUGGAGGUCUUUUUAUCCCUGCUGAGAUUCCAAAACUUGAUGAUUCGUUUUUGAAAGAAUGGUCGCAACUCUCUUUCCAAGAACUCGCGUUCAAAAUCAUGAGACUGUAUAUCAAGGAAUCCGAGAUUUCAGAUGAUGAGCUCAAGAGCCUGAUUAUCAAAUCGUACUCAACCUUUAGAUCUAAGGAUGUGACGCCUUUGGUUCCUAUUGACUCCAACAAAAACCUCUAUCUUUUGGAGCUAUUUCAUGGACCGACCUACGCUUUCAAAGACGUUGCCCUCCAAUUCGUUGGUAACCUGUUCGAGUUUUUCCUUACUAGGAAAAACGCUGCAAAGAAAGAAGGCGAACCAAGAGACAUAAUUACCGUUGUCGGUGCUACUUCGGGUGACACUGGAUCUGCCGCUAUUUACGGUCUCAGAAACAAGAAAGACGUUUCUGUGUUUAUCCUGUACCCAACUGGAAGGGUGUCCCCAUUGCAGGAGCGCCAGAUGACCACCGUUUUGGACGACAACAUCCACACUCUCUCAGUGAAUGGUACUUUCGACGACUGUCAAGACCUCGUGAAGAAGGUUUUUGGUGACAAAGAGUUCAAUGACAAGUACCAUGUGGGAGCAGUGAACUCUAUCAACUGGGCUAGAAUAUUAGCUCAGAUGACUUAUUACUUCUACGCAUAUUUCCAGCUUCUCAAACAACUUCCAGAAUCAGAAAGAUCGAGUUUCAAGGUGAAGUUUAUAGUUCCAAGUGGAAAUUUUGGUGACAUUCUUGCCGGAUUUUAUGCUAAGGAGAUGGGCCUUCCAGUUGAGGAGCUAGUUGUUGCCACCAAUGAAAAUGACAUUUUGGAUAGAUUCCUGCACAGUGGGAAGUACGACAAGGCUCAGGUCAAAGAGACCUACUCUCCUGCCAUGGACAUUUGUGUGUCAUCCAACUUUGAGAGAUUCCUGUGGUAUAUGAUUAAAAGAACUAGCGGCUCAAACGACAACUUGAGAACAGGCGAAAUUCUUUCCCAAUAUAUGAGGGACUUGGCAUCAAAUGGUGUUUUCGAGGUUUCCCCAGAGACCCUGAAGUUGGCUCAGGGUAGCUUGGAUUCCUCCAGAGUGUCCAAUGAAGACACCGUGAAGACCAUCAGGGAAAUAUACACAAAGACCUCCAAUCAUUACAUCCUUGAUCCUCACACAGCUGUUGGAGUGGCUACUGCACUUAGAAAGAUUGCCAGUGAUGGCAACGAUCUGAAUCUGAAAUACAUCUCGCUCUCUACCGCACACCCAGCCAAGUUCUCUGAGGUUGUGAACCAGGCUUUGAGUGAGUUCGAGGGUUAUUCAUUCGAGAAAGACGUGCUUCCAGAUGAAUUGAAAAAGCUGUCCUCCAUGCAGACCAAGAUCAAACUGGUUGAGCAAGUUGAUCUGAAGGUUGUUGAAUCUCUCAUUGUCAGCGAGCUCGAAAAGGAGGGCAAAAAGUAG
Messenger RNA from Ogataea parapolymorpha DL-1, 1536 nucleotides. Its product is annotated as Threonine synthase. Gene Ontology annotation, molecular function: threonine synthase activity; pyridoxal phosphate binding. The record is from RefSeq and is a predicted model, not a curated record. The transcript has a single exon. Lineage: Eukaryota; Fungi; Ascomycota; Pichiomycetes; Pichiales; Pichiaceae. Gene Ontology annotation, biological process: L-threonine biosynthetic process. Bases 1 to 1536 code for a protein of 511 amino acids.